This is a messenger RNA of Chroicocephalus ridibundus (black-headed gull), 304 nucleotides long. It is a transcript of the gene STK33, whose product is annotated as serine/threonine kinase 33. Gene Ontology annotation, molecular function: ATP binding; protein kinase activity. The record is from RefSeq and is a predicted model, not a curated record. NCBI's taxonomy places the organism in Eukaryota, Metazoa, Chordata, Aves, Charadriiformes, Laridae. Gene Ontology annotation, biological process: protein phosphorylation.
AUGUAUCUUAUAAUGGAGCUGUGUGAGGAUGGAGAACUUAAAAAAUUUCUUUGUAGUAAAGGACAUUUUACAGAAAAUGAGACAAGGCACAUCAUUCAGGGUCUUGCUUCAGCAACGGCGUAUCUUCACAAAACAGAUAUUGUUCACAGAGAUCUAAAAGUGGAAAACAUUUUAGUUAAAAGCAGUGACAUCAAUGGAGCAAAUGAAAUGAAAUUAAACAUAAAGCCCCUGAAGUUAUCGGUGCCUACGACUACGGCCAACAGUGUGACGUUUGGAGCAUAGGUGUCGUUAUGUACAUGCUGUA